AUGAAAAACUGUGCUUUUAUCAUUUGGAUUUUUUUCUGGAAUAUCGGCGAAUUCCUUUGGGAAUUCUUCGAGAUGGGUUCGAUCCAUCAUAGUUUGAUGGUUUGGUUGGUCCAAGAUAGUUGGUUCUGGGGAGGCUUAUUGCGCGAUCUCAUAAAUGAUGUGAUUUGGAUUUUGGUUUGCCAUUUAUUGAAAUUUUAUCCGGCGUUUAAAAUAUAUUUGAUAUUUAAAAAGUCCGAAAUAAGAUAUUAA
Molecule: messenger RNA, 249 nt
Organism: Phytomonas sp. Hart1
Lineage: Eukaryota; Euglenozoa; Kinetoplastea; Trypanosomatida; Trypanosomatidae
Source: the annotation of a GenBank genome assembly